Molecule: messenger RNA, 453 nt
Organism: Olea europaea var. sylvestris
Lineage: Eukaryota; Viridiplantae; Streptophyta; Magnoliopsida; Lamiales; Oleaceae
Product: leucine-rich repeat receptor protein kinase EMS1-like
Exons: 2
Biological process (GO): protein phosphorylation
Molecular function (GO): ATP binding; protein kinase activity
Source: RefSeq, a predicted model, not a curated record
AAUAAUGAACUGUUGAUGAAAAAUCAUGGGUUACGUCCAACUGAUUUUGUACCAUUGCCUGAAGCAAAUGGUACUGCAUUGCUUGAAGCAAAUGCAAUAUCAAGACAAGGACGUGGACGUGGACGCGAACAGUACGGGCAGAGCUGGAAGUCGACUACAAGGGGAGACGUCUAUAGUUUUGGGGUGAUUCUUCUCGAGUUAUUGACCGGAAAGGAGCCAACAGGACCUGAUUUCAAAGACAUUGAAGGAGGAAACUUGGUCGGAUGGGUUUUCCAGAAAAUCAAGAAUUGUCAGACUGUCGAUGUUCUCGAUCUAUCGAUUCUUGAUGCCGAUUCUAAGCAGGCGAUGCUUCAGACCUUGCAGAUUGCAGUGCUUUGCCUUUCUGAGAACCCGACCAAUCGUCCUACUAUGCUCAAUGUUCUCAAGUUCUUGAAAGGGAUCAAAGAUGAGUAG